CGCCCUCCAACCCAGCCCGGCUUCCCCGAACCGCCCCGCACGGAGUCUCGCGCCCGCCGAGCUCCGCGCUGGGGCCGGGCUGAGCCGGCCGUCGGCUCCCGCUGGGCUCGGGGUCCCCGAGCGUGGAAGAGGAGGAACGGGGCGCACAGGCGGCGGCCCCGCCACCAGCCGGGUCCCGGCCGCGGCGAGCGGCACGUGCGGUGCCCCGCGCUGUGGCCAUGGCGCACGGGCCUCGGGAGCCCCGCGCGUCCCCUUAGCGCCCCGGGAGGCCCCGAUCCCGCCGGGCAUGGAGCCGCACGUGCUCGGCGCGGUCCUCUACUGGCUGCUGCUGCCCUUGGCGCUCUUGGCCGCCUGCCUGUUCCGCUUCAAUGCGCUGUCGCUGGUCUACCUGCUGUUCCUGCUGCUGCUGCCCUGGUGCCCGGGGCCCUCCCAGCACAGUCUCCGAGGCCACACUGGCCGGCUGCUUCGAGCCCUGUUGGGCUUCAGCCUCCUCUUCCUGGCGGCUCACCUGGCCUUCCAGAUAUGCCUGCAUACCAUACCCUACUUGGAUCAGCUGCUGGAACCCAACUGCAGCUCCUGGGAGAUCCUCUCUCGACAUGUGGGUAUCACGAGGCUGGACCUGAAGGACAUCCCCAAUGCUAUCCAGCUGGUGGCACCUGACCUGGGCAUCCUGGUGGUGUCAUCCGUGUGCCUCGGUCUCUGCAAACGUUUCAUAAGAUCUCAGCAGAACCAACACACCCAAGAGCCGCAUGAUGAUGAGAGGGACUUGAAUACACAACACCCAGUGGGGCUGUGCGAUACCCCUGCACUGACCAUGAAGCGGAAGUCUCGACUGGCUGCCCGCUUCCGGAUCACUGCUCAUUGGCUGCUGGUGGCUGCUGGGCGCACCCUGGCCAUCACACUGCUGGCCCUGGCAGGCAUCGCCCAUCCCUCAGCCUUCUCCAGUCUCUACUUCCUGGUUUUCUUGGCUAUCUGCACCUGGUGGGCCUGCCACUUUCCCUUCAGCACCCUGGGCUUUAGCACUCUGGGCAUCAUGGUGGGCUGCUUCAGUACCAGCCAUCUUAUCUGCCUCUACUGCUACCAGACGUACUUUGCGCAGACCCUGCUACCCCCCACCAGCAUCUGGGCCAGGGUAUUUGGUCUCAAGGAUUUAGUGAUCCCCGCAAACUGCUCCAGCCCCAACAUACUGGUACUCAACACACAGCAUGACUGGCCUAUCUAUGUGAGCCCUGGGAUCCUGCUGUUGCUCAGCUACAGCCUGGCCUCCCUCCUGAAGCUGCGCUCACCCACUGGCCAGAGGAAGGAGGCUGCUGGGGGCGAGGAGGAGCGGGAGGUGGAGUUGACCGAGCUGGACCAGUGGCCACAGGGCCAUCCAGGGGCUGCUGACAAGGAAAGGGCCACCCAGCUCACGACACCCACACCCGUGGAGGCUGACAACUGCAUCGUUCAUGACCUGAUGGGCCACAGCCCAAUUCGGCAGCGUGCCUUGCACCCCCGGCUGACUGAGCCCAGAGAGACAUCUCCACUGCACGGCCUGGGCCACCUCAUCAUGAGCCAGGGCUACGUGUGCGCCCUCACCGCCAUGAUGGUGUGGAGCAUCACCUACCAUAGCUGGCUGACCUUCGUGCUGCUGCUCUGGGCCUGUGUCAUCUGGACAGUCCGUAGCCGUCACCAGCUGGCUAUGCUCUGCUCGCCCUUCAUCCUACUGUACGGGCUGGCACUAUGUGGCCUGCGCUACGUGUGGGCCAUGGACCUGCAGCCCGAGCUGCCCACCUCACUGGGUCCCGUCAGCCUGCGGCAGCUGGGUCUAGAACACACACGCUACCCGUGCCUGGACCUGGGUGCCAUGCUGCUGUACACCCUGACCUUCUGGCUGCUGCUGCGCCAGUUCGUGAAGGAGAAGCUGCUGAGGAAGACCAAGGCCCCCGCCACACUGAGCGAGGUGACUGUGAGUGACACAGAACCCACACGCACGCGCACACUGCUGCACAGCCUGGGGGAACUGGUGACAGGCGUGUACAUCAAGUACUGGAUCUAUGUGUGCGCCGGCAUGUUCAUUGUGGUCAGCUUCGCCGGCCGCCUGGUUGUCUACAAGAUUGUCUACAUGUUCCUCUUCCUGCUCUGCCUCACCCUCUUCCAGGUCUACUACAGCCUGUGGCGGAAGCUGCUGAAGGUGUUCUGGUGGUUGGUGGUGGCCUACACCAUGCUGGUGCUCAUUGCCGUCUACACCUUCCAGUUCCAGGACUUCCCCGCCUACUGGCGCAACCUCACUGGCUUCACUGACCAGCAGCUGGAGGACCUAGGCCUGGAGCAGUUCAGCGUGUCCGAGCUCUUCUCCAGCAUCCUCAUCCCCGGCUUCUUCCUACUGGCCUGCAUUCUGCAGCUGCACUACUUCCACCAGCCCUUCAUGCGGCUCACCGACCUGGAGCACGUGCCGCCACCCCGGCCAUCGCGCUGGGCCUAUAGGCAGGAUGGGGUGAUGAGGACCCCGCUGCUGCAGCAGGAAGAGGAAGAGGAGCCCCCCGGGGAUGACAGCCCUGCCCAGGCCACAGAUGGUAAGGGGGCAGCAUGGGAUGAAGCUCCAGGGCCCAGCAUAACUUCCCUUGGCCUCCCUUCUGAGCCUCUUCUGCUUGGGAGAGAGGACCACAGGCCUGGGAAGCCUGCCUGCCUCACUCCCACUGCCCCCCUCCACCUUGUCACAGCCAACAAGUGGGGCCUGGUGGCCGAGCGUCUGCUGGACCUGGCGGCUAGUUUCUCGGACGUCCUCACACGAUUGCAGGUGUUUGUGCGGCGCCUACUAGAGCUGCAUGUCUUCAAGCUGGUGGCCCUGUACACUGUCUGGGUGGCCCUAAAGGAGGUGUCGGUGAUGAACCUCUUACUGGUAGUGCUCUGGGCCUUCGCCACACCCUACCCCCGCUUCCGGCACAUGGCGUCCUGCCUGUCCACUGUGUGGACCUGCAUCAUCAUUGUGUGCAAGAUGUUGUACCAGCUCAAGAUUGUCAGCCCACACGAGUAUUCCAGCAACUGCACUGAGCCCUUCCCCAACAGCACUAACCUGCAAAAGGCGGAGAUCAACCAGUCUGUGCUGUACCGUGGGCCCGUUGACCCUGCUAACUGGUUUGGGGUGCGGAAGGGCUACCCCAACCUGGGCUACAUCCAAAACCACCUGCAGAUCCUCCUGCUGCUCGUGUUUGAGGCCAUUGUGUACCGGCGCCAGGAACACCACCGGCGGCAGCACCAGCAGACCCCACUGCCCGCUCAGGCCGUGUGUGCCGAGGGCACCCGCCAGAAGCUGGACCAAGACCUGCUCAGCUGCUUCAAGUACUUCGUCAACUUCUUCUUCUACAAGUUUGGGCUAGAGAUCUGCUUCCUGAUGGCUGUGAAUGUGAUUGGGCAGCGCAUGAACUUCAUGGUCAUCCUGCAUGGCUGCUGGCUGGUGGCCAUCCUCACCCGCCGGCGCCGUGCUGCUAUCGCCCGCCUCUGGCCCAACUACUGCCUCUUCCUGACGCUCUUCCUGCUCUACCAGUACCUGCUGUGUCUGGGUAUCCCCCCAGCUCUGUGCAUUGACUACCCAUGGCGCUGGAGCCAGGCCAUUCCUAUGAACUCUGCGCUUAUCAAGUGGCUGUACCUGCCCGACUUCUUCAGGGCUCCCAACUCUACAAAUCUCAUCAGUGACUUCCUCCUGCUGCUCUGCGCCUCCCAGCAGUGGCAGGUCUUCUCUGUCGAGUGCAAGGAGGAGUGGCAACACAUGGCUGGAAUCAAUACAGACCAACUGGAACCACUGCGGGGGGAGCCCAACCCCGUGCCCAACUUCAUUCACUGCAGAUCCUACCUCGACAUGCUGAAGGUGGCCGUGUUCCGCUACCUCUUCUGGCUGGUGUUGGUGGUGGUGUUCAUCACGGGGUCCACACGCAUCAGCAUCUUCGGGCUGGGCUACUUGCUGGCCUGCUUCUACCUGCUGUUGUUCGGCACCGCCCUGCUGCAGAAGGGCACGCGCGCCCGCCUCGUGCUGUGGGACUGCCUCAUCCUCUACAACGUCACAGUCAUCAUCUCCAAGAACAUGCUCUCGCUCCUGUCCUGUGUCUUCGUGGAGCAAAUGCAGAGCAACUUCUGCUGGGUCAUCCAGCUCUUCAGCCUCGUGUGCACUGUCAAGGGUUAUUAUAACCCCAAGGAGAUGCUAAGCCGGGACAAGGACUGUCUGCUGCCCGUGGAGGAGGCUGGUGUCCUGUGGGACAGUGUCUGCUUCCUGUUCCUGCUGCUGCAGCGCCGCAUCUUCCUCAGCUACUACUUCCUGCAUGUCAGGGCUGAGCUCCAGGCCAGUGCCCUCCAGGCCUCCAGGGGCUUCGCUCUCUAUAAUGCUGCCAACCUCAAAAGCAUCAACCAGCACCGCAAGGCGGAGGAGAAGUCACUGGCCCAAUUGAAAAGACAGAUGGAGCGUAUUCGUGCCAAGCAAGAGAAGCACAAGCAGAGUCCGGCAGGCCAGCACCAUACCCUGGGCGGCCCCCAAGACCCCAGUCAGGAGCCUGGGUCCAGCUCCUCCUCACCACAAAGACAAUGGUGGCGGCCCUGGAUGGACCACGCCACAGUCAUCCAUUCUGGAGACUACUUCCUGUUCGAGUCUGACAGUGAGGAAGAGGAGGAGGAGGCCCAGCCAGAGGACCCCAGGUCAUCAACACAGAGUGCCUUCCAGAUGGCGUACCAGGCAUGGGUCACCAACGCACAGAUGGUGCUGCGGCAGCAGCAGGAGGAGCAGGCUCAACAGGAGCAACAGGAGCAACAGGAGCAGGCCGGGCAGCAGCCCACAGGCAGCUUGAGUGAGGAGUUGGAGCCCACGGAGGACGAAGUGACAGGCCACAGCCACACGAUGCAGCGUGUGCUGAGCACCAUGCAGUUCCUAUGGGUGCUGGGCCAGGCGCUGGUGGAUGGGCUCACCAGCUGGCUCCUCACCUUCACACGCCACCACCGUGCCAUCAGCGAUGUGCUGCGAGCAGAGCGCUAUGUGCUGGCUGAGAAGCUGCUCCGGGAAGAAGAGGUACACUGGGAUGUGCUGGACCAGCUGUACGGGUAUGAGCCUGAGGCCCGAGAAGCACCCAGCACUGCAUCCAGUGGGCUGGGGGCUGAGGAGCCACUGAGCAGCAUGACUGAUGUGACCAGCAGCCUCCUGAGCACCCGCAGUAGCAGUGAGGAGAUGGUGCCUGAGCCUGGGCCUCCCCUACCCAGUUCCCGGGAGCUACAGACUAGUGUUCGUACCAGAACUCGUACAGCCAGCGAAUUGCUCCUGGACAGGCACCUGCGUAUACCAGAGCUGGACGAGGCUGAGCGGUUCUCAAAGGAGCAGGGCCGGGCAUUGCGGCUGCUGCAGGCCAUGUACCAGUGUGUGGCUGCCCACUCAGAACUGCUCUGCUACUUCAUCAUCAUCCUCAACCACAUGGUCACUGCCUCAGCUGCCUCACUGGUGCUGCCUGUGCUGGUCUUCCUGUGGGCCAUGCUGUCCAUCCCACGGCCCAGCAAGCGCUUCUGGAUGACCGCCAUCGUCUUCACUGAGGUCACCGUGGUCACCAAGUACCUGUUCCAGUUUGGUUUCUUCCCCUGGAACAGCCACAGUGUGUUGCGGCGCUAUGAGAACAAGCCCUACUUCCCACCACGCAUUCUGGGCCUGGAGAAGACAGACGGUUACAUCAAGUACGACCUAGUACAGCUCAUGGCGCUCUUCUUCCACCGCUCACAGUUGCUGAGCUAUGGCCUCUGGGACCAUGAAGAAAAGGACCCGUUAUCCAAGGAGCGUGACAGGACCAGUUCAGAGAAAGGGGCUCUGCUAGGGGCCCAAACUGAGUUGUCCACAGGGCCCCAAGAGGACCCAGAGGUGGCUGAGGUCCUCUCUGUAGAUGACAUUCAGGCAGACACCAUGGCCAAGGGCAGGGAAGAGCCCUCCCCAGGGGCUGGUGACACAAAGCGCAUCAGUCUGCGCUUUAGGAGGAAGGGGCACCCGACACCCAGAGGACCAGCCACGGAAGCUGAGGAGGAGGAGGAGGAGACAGAAGAUUCAGGGAGAGAGAAGCAGAGGAUACGCCCAAAGGACAGGGUGCGGGCAGCUGGACUCUGGCUGCAGGGCUUCUGCCUGUCUCUGGCCCAGGGCAUAUACCAGCCUCUGCAGCAUUUUUUCCACGACAUCCUCCACACCAAGUACCGUGCAGCCACAGAUGUGUACGCCCUCAUGUUCCUGGCUGAUGUGGUCGACUUCAUCAUCAUCAUGUUUGGCUUCUGGGCCUUUGGGAAACACUCAGCAGCCACAGACAUCACAUCCUCACUGUCAGAUAAUCAGGUGCCGGAGGCCUUCCUGGUGAUGCUGCUGAUCCAGUUCGGCACCAUGGUAGUAGACAGGGCCCUCUACCUGCGCAAGACCGUGCUGGGAAAGCUGGCCUUCCAGGUGGUGCUAGUACUCGCCAUCCACUUCUGGAUGUUCUUCAUUCUACCUGCUGUCACCGAGAGGAUGUUCAGCCAGAAUGCAGUGGCCCAGCUGUGGUACUUUGUCAAGUGCAUCUACUUCGCCCUGUCAGCCUACCAGAUCCGCUGUGGCUACCCCACCCGCAUCCUUGGCAACUUCCUCACCAAGAAGUACAACUACCUCAACCUCUUCCUCUUCCAGGGGUUCCGUCUUGUGCCAUUCCUGGUGGAGCUGCGGGCUGUGAUGGACUGGGUGUGGACGGACACCACUCUGUCCCUGUCCAACUGGAUGUGUGUGGAGGACAUCUAUGCCAACAUCUUCAUCAUCAAGUGCAGCAUCGAGACAGAAAAGAAAUACCCACAGCCCAAAGGGCAAAAGAAGAAAAAGAUUGUCAAAUAUGGCAUGGGCGGCCUCAUAAUACUGUUCCUAGUGUCCAUCGUCUGGUUCCCACUGCUCUUCAUGUCCCUGGUGCGCUCAGUGGUAGGCGUGGUCAAUCAGCCCAUUGAUGUCACUGUCACGCUUAAGCUGGGCGGCUAUGAGCCCCUAUUCACCAUGAGUGCCCAGCAGCCAUCCAUUGUGCCAUUCACGCAACAGGACUACGAAGAGCUGUCCCAUCAAUUUGACCCCCACCCAUUGGCCAUGCAAUUCAUCAGCCAGUAUAGCCCCGAUGACAUCGUCACAGCACACAUUGAGGGUAACUCUGGGGCACUGUGGCGCAUCAGCCCACCCAGCCGGGACCAGAUGAAGCGAGAGCUGUACAACGGCACAGCCGACAUCACCCUGCGCUUCACUUGGAACUUCCAGAGGGACCUGGCCAAGGGAGGCACUGUGGAGUACACGAACGAGAAGCACACCCUGGACCUGGCCCCCAACAGCACCGAGCGAAGGCAACUUGCCAGUCUGCUGGAGGGCACCUCAGACCAGUCUGUGGUCAUUACCAACCUCUUCCCCAAGUACAUCCGGGCCCCCAAUGGACCUGAAGCCAACCCCGUGAAGCAGCUACAGCCCAAUGAGGAGGCCGACUACCUGGGUGUGCGCAUCCAGCUGCGGAGGGAACGUGUGGGCUCAGGGGCCUCUGGCUUCCUCGAGUGGUGGGUCAUCGAGCUGCAAGACUGCCAGACUGACUGUAACUUGCUGCCCAUGGUCAUCUUCAGCGACAAGGUCAGCCCACCCAGCCUGGGCUUCCUGGCCAGCUACGGGAUCAUGGGGCUCUAUGUGUCCAUUGUGCUGGUCAUCGGCAAGUUCGUGCGUGACUUCUUCAGCGAUAUCUCACAUUCCAUCAUGUUUGAGGAGCUGCCAUGUGUGGACCGCAUCCUCAAGCUAUGCCAAGACAUCUUCCUGGUGCGGGAGACACGGGAGCUGGAGCUGGAGGAGGAGCUCUAUGCCAAGCUCAUCUUCUUGUACCGCUCACCUGAGACCAUGAUCAAAUGGACCCGGGAGAAAGAAUAGGCAGUUCCCCUGCCCAGGAUGAAGGGGCUUCACGGGUACCCUGCUCAGGCCCAGGCCAUCUGCUGGGGUCUGUCCUUCUGGCCUCCAAGCCCUGAUGCUGCUCUCAGAAGCUAUGGCUCCUCAGCUGCCAGCACAGGACUGCUGUCCCUUCCAUCAUCCCUGCUGGGUUCAGAACAGCCUUUGACCAGGGGCCCAGUCCCCCUUCCCCAUGUGUACUGUUGAGUUUUCUAAUUAAAGACAUUUUUAUUUAUACAAA
This is a messenger RNA of Erinaceus europaeus (western European hedgehog), 8150 nucleotides long. RefSeq names its product piezo type mechanosensitive ion channel component 1 (gene PIEZO1). Gene Ontology annotation, molecular function: monoatomic cation channel activity; mechanosensitive monoatomic ion channel activity. Gene Ontology annotation, cellular component: endoplasmic reticulum; plasma membrane. The transcript is spliced from 50 exons. The coding region runs from base 287 to 7894 and encodes 2535 amino acids. NCBI's taxonomy places the organism in Eukaryota, Metazoa, Chordata, Mammalia, Eulipotyphla, Erinaceidae. The record is from RefSeq and is a predicted model, not a curated record. Gene Ontology annotation, biological process: detection of mechanical stimulus; cellular response to mechanical stimulus; regulation of membrane potential.